Messenger RNA from Physcomitrium patens, 2325 nucleotides. RefSeq names its product fatty alcohol:caffeoyl-CoA acyltransferase. The record is from RefSeq and is a predicted model, not a curated record. Gene Ontology annotation, molecular function: acyltransferase activity, transferring groups other than amino-acyl groups. NCBI's taxonomy places the organism in Eukaryota, Viridiplantae, Streptophyta, Bryopsida, Funariales, Funariaceae.
GAGUUCAAGUGAAAGCAGCCAUGAAAGUGGUGAGCUCCAACUGCCAUGAAUCUCACUGCCUGCAAGUGCAGUAAUGGCGAGAGCAAGGACUGGGGGACAUUCAUGGCGCACCCAAUUUUUUUCCAAGUCGCACCCUAGCCUUCAUUAUAGCCGCGCUGCCUUGCCCUACCUGCCAGAUCAGCCUCUCGAUCUCCUCUACGUCAAUGCCCACCACCCCAUCUUUCCGAAUAAUAUAUGUCAGGGACGCCAUAGCUGAUAGAGAGGCGUUGGUCGAUUUGGAACAGGAAUAUUGCAAUGUCGCUCUAGUCAAGCUGGGGUGUCUACCUGAUUGCAAGAAGAGGAGGAAGGAGGAGAGGAAAUUUGAGAGUGGAUCCUUCUAGGAUUCGUCAGGAUAGUAACUUCGAAGUGAUGUACUGUCAGGUCCUGCAGUAGGACUUUUGUGUGUGUGUGUCAGGUUUGGUCUUUUAGAACACGAAUUUUGAGCUGAAAUGUGCUGCUCGGAAGGACGGUGGGGGUCGAGAGGUUGAACCAGCUUGCGGUGGGCCAGCUCAUUUCCAGGUUCCUGGCCCUUCCGUUGCAAAGAUCCUGAGAAGAAGCAAGCUAGUGGAAGUGUGUAACAGUAGCAGCAGGAAACAAUGCCUGGAGGUGACGAGAUGGCGAUGAAGAAGCUGGACGUCGAGGUAAAGGAGCCGAAGCUGAUCGUCGAGGUGAAGGAGCCGCAGCUGGUGGUCCCUGCGGAGUCGACGCCGCACCUUGUCUAUUUUUUGAACAAUUUGGACCAGAACAUUGCGGUGAGCAUGCGCACGGUGUAUUUCUUCAUGGCGCGGGAGGAGAAGAAACAUGAAGACCCUGCACCAGUCAUAAAGGAUGCGCUGUCGAAGUUGCUGGUGCACUUCUAUCCCAUGGCAGGGAGGCUGGGCAUCAGCGAGGACUUCAAGCUGCAGGUUGAUUGCCAGGAGCAAGGUGCUGUGUUUGUGGAGGCCACGGCGAACAAGUGCAUUGCAGAGUUAGGGGAGAUAUCCAGCCCUACCCCGUUCAUGCGGGAGCUGGUUUACGAGUUCCCCAAUGCCAAAAACAUUCUUGAAGUGCCUCCGCUGAUCGUACAGGUUACUACAUUCAAGUGUGGGGGAUUUUCUCUCAGCUUGCACAACAACCAUUGUAUGAUGGAUGGGCUCUCCGCCAACGAGUUUCUGCAAGCGUGGGGGGAGCUCGCCCGUGGUGUCGACAUCACCCACCCCCCUCACAUCGAUCGCAGUGUGCUGCGAUCCCGAGAUCCACCCAGAGUAGAAUUCCCCCACCACGAGUUUGACGAAAUCGAGGAUCUCUCUGGUGGGGAGCUCCUCAUGGGCGAUAGUCUCGUGUACAAGAACUUCAUUCUCACACCCGACGAUUUGGAAGCUGUGAAGAAAGCAAUUCUCGAAGACGGUGCCAUACAGAAAGUCUCCACAUUCGAAGCGCUCACGGCAUUGACAUGGCGGGCCAGGACACAAGCCAUGGACAUGCCACUCAAACAGAAGACCCGGCUCCUCUUCGCCGUCGAUGGCCGGAGCAAGUUCGACCCCCCCCUGCCAGAGCAUUUCUUUGGCAACGGCAUCGUUUUGACGUGCGCCAUCACCACCGCCGCAGAAUUGACUCAGCAACCUCUCUCAUACGCUGUGAAGCUCGUACAGGAUGCCAUUGCCAUGAUCAACGACGACUACAUGCGUUCUGCUCUGGAUUUCUACGAGCUCACUCGCUCAAGACCUGCACUCGUUGCCACUCUUCUCGUCACCACCUGGUUGCGGCUCCCCUUCCACACAGUGGACUUCGGUUGGGGCUACCCAAUGAGCACUAGCCCUGCUUGUCUCCCCGACCGCGAGGUUAUCCUCUUCACUUCCUGCGGGAAAGGCAGGAGAAGCGUGAAGAUAUUGCUCGCAAUGCCAAGCCAGGAAUCUAUGGAGAAACUCGACAACGACCUACGGUGUUACGGCGUUCAAUCAUCAGAAGCUGCCGAUUCAUGGUUGCUUCGUGAACAUCCAAUUCUGCGUCGCAACACAUGAUUUCUAGUCUAUCUACAGCAAGAGCUCAAGCAGGGAAGUGGCCCACUGCAAUUUUGAAGUCAUCGUGAAGGGGAUAAUCUAGCUUUGUGAUAUGUAUAAGUACUUUGCUUAGGGCAAAAUUCAACGAAGUGCAAACCUGAAAAGAAAAUUUCUUUUCGUUAUGUUCAAUGCUGCUUCUUUUGUAUACGUACCGCAGACUUACGAACCAACGGAAGCCAAAUCAAUGGCCGGUUGACCAUCAACAUUGUAAUUUGCAGCAAGAUAAAUAAAUCGAAUUUUUUGUAAA